Molecule: messenger RNA, 1035 nt
Organism: Lolium rigidum
Lineage: Eukaryota; Viridiplantae; Streptophyta; Magnoliopsida; Poales; Poaceae
Exons: 3
Coding region: 18-884 (288 amino acids)
Source: RefSeq, a predicted model, not a curated record
GCCUCUGCUUCAAUGUCAUGCAGGACCGGGACCUCGCCUUCAUGCUCGAAAGAAGCCCCGCUCUGGAGAUUCUCGUCAUCAUCGCAAACCAGACCGGGCUGCGCCUUCGCCUCGUCAGCCACAGCCUGCGGUGCGUCGAGCUAGGCUGCGCCUACUUGGACGAUAUCGUCGUGGAGGAUGCCCCUCGUCUGGAGAGGCUCUUCCAGUGGACAACGUUCGGUGACCUCUCCGAGGGCAAUCCCAACCUUUGCCAGCACUCGAGGAUACAGAUUGGCCAUGCACCCAACCUGCGCGUGCUGGGAUACCUUCAGCCCAGAGAGAAUGAGAUGGAGAUUACCAACACCGUCGUCCUGGCUGGGACCAAACACAACAUUGUCCCAAGUGUCCAGGUCUUCGCCAUGGAGGUGCCAUUCGGGGUCCGUAAUGCUGUCAAGAAGGUGCCUGCCUUCCUCAGAUGUUUCCCCAAUAUUCAAACGCUCCAUGUCCAGUCCGAGAAACGUGAUGAGACAACUGGAAAGGUCAAUCUCAAGUUCUGGCAGGAAGGUGGUCCGAUUAAAUGUGUCCUCUCCAUGAAGAAGGUGUUCUUCUACGAGUUCCGAGGGUCCAGAAGCGAGGUUACUUUCCUCAAGUUCAUCGCUGAGAGAGCUCGGGUGCUGGAGAAGAUGGUGGUUGUGGUGGCCGGUGAAUGUCUCUCUUCAGGGGAUGAUGUGAAUGCCAAACUCAAGUCCCUGACCGGUGCAAAAUGGAUGAAUAAAGCCUGCAAACUUGAGCUCUUCAAGAGCCCACACCCUGAAGUGGCAUCUCCAGUCUUCUGCCACGAGCUGGCAUCCGAUUUCUCGUUUCCUGACCCUUUUGACCUCGGCUACUAUACAGAAUCUCUGUAAGUGUCCAAGUUAAACCGAGCUAGCCUGUACAGGAACACUACUGGUACCUAGGCUUUCGUCCGACUCUGCAGCAGCUAAAUACCUGCAUUUCAUUCGUGUGCUAGCUGGUGGGAGUAGCAUGCAUUUUCUGUAACAAGCUGUGCGAAGCCGA